GAUUGGUUCCCUGUUGGCCGUUUUGCUGCUUCAUUCCUCACGUUGACUUUACAAACUAUGUAGAUCUGAGUUUUACUGAUAAUUGCCCGGCGAUCAACAAAAUGUUUCGAAAUAUUGGACGUUUUUGUCGAAACGUCUUUGAAAAGAGGUACUCAAGUUUAGUCGAUACAAAUUCAAAUCAAGUUUAUGAUGAGCUGUUGAAAAAAUCGUACUUACUACCUGAAAAUGGACAUAAUGUUCUUAUUAUCCAGCCACAUAUCAAAGGUAUAAUGUAUGCCAAGAUCAGUAACAACAACAUAUAUUCACAUAGACAUGAUCCCAAUGUAGACGAAGCUAUAGCUUUAGUGGAUUCACUAGAAUUUUGGACUACUGUUGGUGUGAUAUACUGUAAUGUAAAAGCUGCCAACGCUAAUAGAGGAACAUUUUUCAGUAAAGGUGUUUGGCAAAAUGUAUCAGAGACUGUCAUUGCUUAUCGUGAUGGAAAACAACCUAUUCAAAAUUGUGAUACACUUCCUAUGCAAGAAACUAACACAUCCUCUGAUCAUUUAGUUAAAAAGCAAGCAACAGCAGUCCUUGUAAAUUGGUCUCGUUUAACAACAUUACAGUUGGCACUUAUGCAACAGGCAUGGCAAAUUCCCGUUUAUGAUCGCUACACUCUUGUUGUUCAAUUAUUCAAUAUUCGAUCUCGUACUCAAGAAGCAAAGCUUCAAGCGAAAUUAGCUGAAAUUGGCUUGCUUCGAGCUCGUGUUCCAGCGUUUUUUGAAACUCCAAACAUGAUUAAAUGUUUGAUUGAUAGAUCAGAUUUUGCUACAAAAGAACGUUUAAUCGAAAUACUUAAUGAAAGAGAAGUUCAUCUUUUAAAUCAAUUGGAAAAAAUUUCCAAACAACGUUCUCAACAUAGACGUAAUCAUAAACGUGAAAUGGAGAAACAUCAUUUGCCUUUGGUUGCAGUUGUAGGUUAUACUAAUGCUGGUAAAACAAGUCUAAUACGCUAUUUGAGUAAAUCAGAUAAACUUACUUCAUGUCCACAAGUGUUUGCCACUUUGGAUAUUACACAUCAUCGAAGUCGAUUGCCUAUACUUCCGAAUAGAAUAGAAGAGAAUAAUGUCACUUCUGAUUCAUUGUCUACUGUGGAUGGCAACAACACUGUUAGUCAUUGUAGUAACAGUGUAGGAUUGCCUGGAAUACAAAUGUUACUAUUGGAUACAAUUGGAUUUAUGUCUGAUCUUCCAACUAACUUAUUAGCUGCAUUUCGAGCUACUCUAGAUGAAUGUGUAGAUGCAGAUCUAAUUUUACAUGUAGUUGAUAUUAGUCAAUCUGACUGGCAGUUACAAGUUAAUCAUGUCGAGAAAUUAUUAAACAAUAUUGGUGUUCUUAUAAACAAACCAAUAAAAUCUGAACAUACAAAUGAUUCUGAUGCAUUUGAUGGACCGGAAAUAUUAAAAAUUGGUAAUAAACUUGAUCGAAUGUAAGGAAAUGAAUCAAAUAAUAUGUACACUGGAUUUGAUGCAUUGAUAUCUACUAAAACUGGGAUAGGUAUGAAAGAAUUGACUUCAAAAAUUCAACUAGCUAUAAUGAAACGUCUUGGAUGGUUUUCACGUACAUUGGAUAUUAGUCAAGGUGGUUCUAGUCUUCAAUGGAUUUAUUCUAAUGCUAUGGUUACAAAUGUGGACAUUUCUCCUUCAAGUGCGGAACGACUUAGAAUAACUGCAGUAUUUACACCUGUUAGUUGGAUUAAAUUUUGCAGAACAUUUAAAACAGCACCCUCUGAAAAUGUUUUAUAAUAUAUUUCAAAUCGUAAUGAUAUCCUUUAACAAUAUCCAAACAUUGUAUUUUUCUUCCUUAAAUUAUUAUUUUUUUUCACAAUUCAUUGUAACAUGUAACGUGAUUCUGUUUUAAAGGAUCACUUUUU
Schistosoma turkestanicum is the source of this 1912-nucleotide messenger RNA. Lineage: Eukaryota; Metazoa; Platyhelminthes; Trematoda; Strigeidida; Schistosomatidae. The record is from the annotation of a GenBank genome assembly.